GUUGGAAUUUAGGGAAAAAAUGUCAGUUGUCUGGAACAAGUCAAUUCCGAUUUUAAUUUUGGAAUUCUGCUUUUGAUUUUAUAAUUCUGAAUCUAAAAUCAGAAUUUAAAGGGAUAUUCUGGCGUAAAAUUAAUUUCGGGUCAAACACAUCGCAACACCGAGUGAGACACCCCCUCGAGAGAUGAAUGUUGCAGACCACCUGCUUCUCUAGUUAUACCAACUUUAGUAACGACUCCAGGAUAGCAAUACACAGCAGUCUACAUCUCCAACAAACAAGCGGCUGCUGGAAGAGAGUAGGUGAGUUGUGUUUAGUCUCUUUGCUAAAGAAAUCAGGCAAAGUUAAAAAGAUGUUUGAUGGCUAGUGCUAUGGCUGGGACCCUAAAUGUCCUGUUGAUGAAGUUAGGUGUUGUUCUGAGCAUUAUUUGUGGCUAUAGAGUGACGUUUUGGUUGAGGUUUGUGUGUGGCUCCUCAGACCGCUGUGUAUUGCUAUUGCGGUCAUUACUAAAGUUGCCAUAACUAGAGAAGCAAGUGGUCGGCAACGUUCACGUCUAGAGGGGGUUUCUAACUUGGUGUUACGGUGUGUUUAACCCUAAAUUAAUUUUACACCAGAAUAUCCCUUUAAUACUAAAUCUGAAUUUCUUUUUACUUUUAUGGCCCUAAUCCUCCUCCAUACAAUUAACAGUUCAACUUUAAAAAUAAUAUAAUUUUUUUUUAUUCUAAAGUCUGCGGAAUUUAAUCAUCACACGUUUUCCUUCAAAGCGUGGCAUUAAAAAAUUAUCCUAAAAAAAAAAAAAGAAAUGUUUAAACACACAACAAUGCGUGUAAUCACCUAAAACAGGCUCAGCAUUGGUUCACAGUGUUGGAGACCACAGGCUGCUGCUGCUGCUUCAGAUGAACUGGAAGUCCCUCCCCGGAAAAAGCAUGGAGGAGAUUUGAGGGGAAGCAGUUCAGCCUGCAGGCAGCUGUAGAUGUAUUUCCAGUAACUGCUGCCAAUGGUUUUUAUUUCUGCUUUAUUUUGGAUCGCAAAAUCUGCUCGGAGGAAUGGAGGACCGGUGUGCUAACUCUCAUCAGCUCAUCAGUCGAGGUGAGACCAUAAAUCAGACAGGGAAGUGGAUGUUUCACAGCGACCAACAACAAUAACACUGGCUGUGAACAGCGAUAUUGGCCAAAAUGAGGCGUUCAAUAUCCAAACUGUUGUGUCCGUUUUAAAGCGUUUGUAUUUAUUAGAAUAUCAGUAGCUCGUUGUUAGCCGGGUUUGCUCUAGUGCUUUACAGUGAGAUCUAAAACCACUUUCCUCACUCCUCUACCCUUCUCCUCCUCCUCCUCCUCCUCCUUCCUCUCCCGCCUCCAACUCCUGACAGAUCUUUGAAAACUUGGGUGUGUCCUUUGGAUGCACUUUUAAUGAAAACGGAUUAACAUUAGGAAGACGCUUAUGAAAGAAACACCCGUACGUAGUAUGAUCAUUUAACAUGUUUGAGGUGUUAGUUAAUGAUAGAGAAGCUGAUGAAGAUUCCUGAUGGGAAACUAAACCGGUUAAAUUCAGUAGAUAUUCUGUGGCUGCAUUACUGGUUGUUAACAUCAUGUCAUUGGGGAUUAAAAAGUCAAAAGUCAGAGUCGUACUCUGACGUACUUUGGUUGUGCAGAUGAGGAAUUGACAGGUUAAAUGGCAACUUAAUCAGACGUUAAUAAUUUCACAUCUACUGAAUGUAGUGGCAGUAUUUUGAUCAAUGUGCCAGCUGGGGGCGCCACAGAUGCAACUUUGGUCUAAAUUAAUUGAUACUUGGAGGGAAUCCUUUACUUUGUCAUAUCUCUUAAGGUCAUUACCACAAGACGAGCAAAGAAGUAAAUGGAAAGGUUAUUGUUUAAUUUCACUUUGUGUGCUUUUCAUUGUGGUCAGUCCAUGUAGUGCCUGAGUCGAUAUGAAGUUGACCUGAAGCUAACAACACCAGUGUCGUUAACUUCCGUUGUGGCCUUUCUUUUUUUUAUCUGCACCGUUUCUUUUUUUUUUAUUUGCAGCGGGCUUCAGUUUCUUUCUUUUCUUUUGCAUCGGUGACUUCCAUUGUGGCUUCUUUUUUUUGCAUUCUUUUUCAUUUGCAGCAGUGGCAGUUCUCGGCCACCGUAGGUUACUGCUAUAUCUCUGCAAAGCUUUGCUACCAUGAUAUUUGUUGUUCUUUCUCAUUGCAUUGUAGCUCCUUAAAACAGACCAUUUGUGGUUCACAUUCAGAAUAUAUUAAUACAGCUCUAUUCAACUUUGAGUGCAAAGUUUAAGGCCACAUUUACCAGUAGUUUUUCACUUGUAAUAGUUGAGAUGAAUAGACUGAAUGUGGAAAGUCACUGGGAGGUCUCACAGAUGUAAAACAACAGGAGUGUGUGUAAGGGCCGGGGUGGGGGUCUUCUGUUGACACAAUCAUCCUCUCUGUCUGUAGCUAUGACAAUGCAAACACAGUAAAGCAGAGUAGAUGUCCCAUGCUGAAAGCUCAUUUCAUAGUUUUGCAUGCACAUGUUUUACAGACACACUUUAAAACACAAUUGCUUCAAAUUUAAACUGAAACUAAACAAUUGACUUAAGAAUUGUUAACUUUACCACCAUAGGAAUGACUGAUUUUAAGCCCAUCUGUGAACAUCUCGGACAAAAACUUGUCUUACUUACAAGAGUAGAGUGUGUGAAGGGUAGGGAGGCAGCCAACGAAACAACAUUUUCAUCAUAAUUUUUAAAGUCAUAAGAUUCAUUGACUGUUGUUGGGGUAUCGAUGAACAUGACCAAGUAUCUGUCCAAGUGCUUCUUAUUGUUUACUUUGUGGACUUGUAAAUUGAGGCUGAAUACCUCUUCGUCAGCAGGUUUUUUAUACCUUUUCUCUGAAAAAAGAAGUCACAGAAGGAUUCCUUGAGACCACUGAGAAAUGAAAAACAGAUGUCUAAUGAAAUAGUCUCCUAUUUGUGGCGAGACCAAACAUGUUUCACCUGCAUCAGUCAUUGAGAGUUAACAAAGCAAAACAUACUGGGUAUUAGAAACUGCUACCAGCGACAGCUUACUAAAAGGUGUCCCAGUGUGAUUUUAAAGUGUUAUUAUGGCAUUGUAAACAGCACGACUACCUGCCAGCUUCUAUGUUUGUUACCUCUGUUUCUACCUCCAAUGCCAACACAGUGGUGAGACACCUUUGCCCCACCUUUACACCUGUGUGACUUUGAUGCUAAAUGAACAGAGGUGUUAAGUUGCUGUCUUGAACAAUGUAAAAGGGACUGUUAUGACCUUUAGGAGUGAGACAUACCAACUCAGGACUAAAUUUAGUGGCCACCUUGAAAUCCUAAGCCAUCAUUAACUGUUUCUCUUGUUAGAGGCUACACUGAAGACAAACAUCUUUUUUGUGUGUGGUGUUUCAGUUCAGCAGAUUAAAUGUCGCUACUCUGUUAUGUUGCUUUCAAAGUAAAAAAUAAAAAUGUACAAGGGUAGUUUGGGGAGAUUUUCAUCAUUGUUAAACAGUGACACACCACAGAUUGUCUUCUACUUUUCGUUCUUUCAUAAUAGACAUUAAAGUAAAUGUUAUUAGUGGAGAUAACGUUGGAAUUGAUCACUGAGGUUUCGGACACCCCUCAAAAAUAGCGCUAACCCCCAUAUAGUCACCGAGAUAGGGGUUAGGGAUCCAUUUCGGACACAGACACUGUUUGAGCCGAGCGUCAUCACAGUGAUUCUCCCGCCGAAUGCGCACAAUGCUACGGCGCAAGUGGUCGAGUGCGUACAACGCUACUGCGCAAUGUCGCAUUCAGGAAAUGGAGAGAAAACGCGGAAUUACCAAGAGCUUUUUGGCUUCAAAUCCGUAAACUGGCGGAAGGCGAAACAAAGUUGUCCGUAGUUUAUACAGUCUAUGGUUACAACCAAAUGUAAUUGGGAGCCCAUGGAUUACUCACUUUCCCCUUCAGGCCUGCUAGCUGAUAGCCGGGGCCUCGAAGUUAGCUAGCCUGUAACUUUUGAGUCAUUUGAUUCAAAAUCGAAAUUAUUUUGCUAUUUUCAACUUCAAUUCCAAACUUCAUUUUCAAAACAGACGACAGUUAUUCUGUCCUCACUAAGUCUAAAGGAUAUUUACAUGGUUUUCGUAUCUGUACAGUUGGGUAUGAACCUUUACUUCGACUCUGUUGAAUAGCAGUGGUCUUGAAAGGGUUUACUGGUGAGAGCAGUGAGAGUGGAAUAGUGUAGGUGGAAGUGGAGGAGGAGUAGGUGGAGGGCUGUACAUCUUAAACCUGCUAAUCCUGCCGUCCUCAAAUCUCUGCCUUCCUGAACCACCGCAGGAGGAGGAGGGGAGGAGGAGGAGGCGGUGACCGGCGGACGGCCACUCUCUGUCUGCUCCGUCCCUGCGACUGAACUGUUGGGACCUCUAAACACAACACUCAGGGACCUCCACCAGAAUUGAGUUUGAACUUUGAUAUCGCUUUAGAAAAUAAGACAUUUAAGCGAGUGGAAACGUCGCGUCUCAUCUGAGUUAAUCCGACUCUCGCUGGAGGGUUUUAAAUAUCUGCUGCGAUGAGCGCUGAAAACUCUGACACCGACACCAACAAGCUGGAGUCAGUGAUACAGGUGAGGCACGCCGAGCCUUACUCCAUCCGUGUGUUGAUAUCUGAUCAACUGUUGUGGUUUGUGAAGAAAUGUGUGAGUUUUUGUUGCCUUUUUAUGUGCAGUGGAGUCUACAAAACAUUGCCUGAAUACAAUGUUAUGUUUCAUGAGUUUUGUGUUGUUUCUGUGGCCCAUUUCAAACACCUCUCCAUGAAUAUCUAUCUAUCUAUCUAUCUAUCUAUCUAUCUAUCUAUCUAUCUAUCUAUCUAUCUAACCUGUGUAAAUGCAUUUAAGGUAAAACACCCUUUGUCUUUUGUUGUUUCCCAGAGAGUGGAGGAGAGUGUUUUAUCUGAGGAGAAGAGGCUGACAGUCCGGGGUCCUUCACCAGAUGCCCCCCCUACAUGUCUGCCAGCAAGAGUUCGAGAGAUUGUCACAAAGAACCUCAAUGAAAACAGUGAGUGUCAUCGGUUUGCUCUUCCUGUCAUAGCGAGAUGAACGCUUUAAUCCGUCUCUUUGCCUAUCCAUGUGCACCCUUUCUUUGAGCAGCUGGAGCCAUGUCCUCGGUCAUGUCCAUCCAGGAGGAGAACCGGGUGUUGCAGGGAGAGCUGGCAAGGCUGGAGGACCUACUGGCGCACAGCCGGGCGGACCGAGAUGAGCUCGCCAUCAAGUACGGCGCAAUUAGUGAGAGGGUAAGUAGGUUAAGGCACUGGGACAAUACCUGGCGACAGCUGAUUGCGAUGUUGGGUAAGAAAAAGAGUGAGCUGCAAAUUGGAUACAAUUAAACGAUGGUGAUACUAGAUAAGGCUCUGAAUAACAUCCAGUAUGAUGGUUUCUUUACAUGUAAAUCUUCUGCCCUCUUUGUUUUUUAUGUAAAGCAGUAGAACUCCCAAAUUCUUUAAGUUGGACCCACAGAAAAGGGAUUUUAUUGUUUUUUUCGUUUCACUUUUUUCUGUCUUUGUCUGAGAUUUGUUCGUUUCCCAGGUGAUGGGGGUAGGAAUGAACUGAAGUGGAAUGUCGCCAUGGCGUUUGUCACCCUGGGCAACUGUAAACAGGGGCUUCAGUGGUGACUGGAGGAGGUGUAGCAGUGGGUGGCCGUCGCAUCUCAGUUUGGAUUAAACAUUACCAAAAAAAACAAGAGACAAGUUCGGCUGCCCUUUAGAUAAACAAAUGUUUUCAUAAAACAUGUUACUAACUAUGAACCAUCAGUAACUAGUCUUGUAGGGUAUUAAAUACGUGUUGUUGGACCACCUACUCUAAAGGAUUAUGGAUUACAGUUUUCUACUUUCCCAGAUUAUUUACUUUUUAGUGCAGUCACCACAACAUAUUUAAGUCAUAGGUCUAAUGAUACUACAGAGUAAGUCAAGUGGUUCUGAGUCCUUUUAUAAGCAACACAUAACUGUACAAACAAAGUUUUGUUUACAUGUAAAAUAUGAAAAAAACAAUAAGCCGGCCCCUUUAAAUACUGAGAUUAAUGAUGCUUCACAAAGUCCACAGAGUUAUUGUAAUAAGAUCUAAGUUCACUGUUUUGUGCUGAAUGAGUGUGAGUAAAUGUGAGAAAAUCCAUGUCUCUGCCAUCAGAUUUGUUCAUAAAAGGAUAAGAAAGACUUAGACGACUGUAAGUGUGGAGAAAGAGAAGGUGGGGCUGUUUCUUCACUGUGGAAUUUAUUUUAAAAUGAAUCAAAUUUGAAGAAAUCCCGAUAGUGUUCAUUCAGAUUGAGCUGCAUGGCAUGUGGGCAAAGUUUGUUUAGGGAAGUUUUUGUCUGAUGUGAUAGAAAUCUUAUUUUUUGACAACAUGUCUUUUUAGGUCUAGAAUCAAACGUUAAGACUGAAGAUGAAUUUCUUAAUUUGUGUAAUGAUGUGGCUGAUUUCACAGCAUGACAGUACUGAGAAGAUCCAUGACCAUCUGUUAGGUACAGUAGUGUAAAAUUAAAGCUAACCCCCUGCCUUUUACUUUUAAUUAAACCCACAGCUUGAGCAAACACUACGCUUUGAGACAGGUGAAGGGGACCAUGAUUCACCUGAGUCACGCAGCUUGGCUCAGCAGAAUGUGGAUUUACGGCGGCGGCUGGAUGAGGAGCAGGCGGCUUACAAGCGAAAACUUACUGCUUAUCAGGAAGGUCAGCAGAGGCAGGCGCAGCUUGUCCAAAAGUUACAGGCGAAGGUACAACAGCUUAUUCUCUCCUUAGCCUAGUUUUUGUCAUCUGGAUGUUUUAAGUUUGACAGAAUUUUUCCUGCUUCUUAAGGUGCUUCAGUACAAGAAGAGGUGUGGGGAUCUGGAGCAGAUGCUGCAAAAUAAGUCUUCAGAGCUGGAGAAACAGAGGCCAAUAGUGAGUGGACCGUAGUCUCUGUGCAUGGGGUGUGCAUGUAAACCGCUGUACCAGUAACACUUUUAUUAUCACAAUGUCUGCAGAGCGAAGCAUCAAACGGGAGUAAUCAGGAAGACCCAUGCAGCAAUCUGGAGGACACUUUAAUCCGUCUGGAGGAAGAACAACAGAGGUGACCAGCAGCCAACCCAAUUCAUCUCGUUUUCUGGUGUGGUGUCCAUCGAUCAUCUCAGAAUAUGACUUUGUUGUGGCUCAAUCGUUUAUUUUUAUCACCCUCAGAAGUAGCAGUCUGUCUGCGGUGAAUGCCAUGCUGAGGGAACAGUUGGAGCAGGCCAGUUUGGCCAAUGAGGCGCUCAGCCAGGACAUCCGUAGACUCACCGCUGAUUGGACCAGAGCCAGAGAGGAACUGGAACAAAAGGAGUCUGACUGGAGGAGAGAAGAAGAGGUAGGAUACGGAUGUUUAGCAAACAGGAAAAUACUUCAAAGAAGAAAAAAUAUGAUAUUUGAUUACCUAAUUUUGUAUUUUCUGUUAUCUCAGUCUUUCCACAGUUAUUUCAGUAGAGAGCAUAGCAGACUGCUGACUCUGUGGCGGCAGGUGGUCGGGUUUCGUAGGAGUAUCUGUGAACUAAAGAGCGCCACUGAAAGGUCCGUACAUUUUGCGAAGUCUUGAAAUCCAUGCUCUGCUCUGACCUGAGUCUAAGGUUUGAAGGUGUGCUGUGUCAAUCUCCCUCUGAUCUCAGGGACUUGUCUGAUAUGCGUAACGAACUGUCCCGGGCGUCACAUACCGCUCAGGUGUCUUGUGCGGAUCUAACUGCCACCCUGAGCAGCCGUGAGGGCGGAGCGGCUCUGGAGAGGGAGCGGGAGAAAGCUCUGCGGGUCCAGCUGGAGGAGCAGCUGAGAGAACGAGUGUCAGAGAUGAUGAAUCUUCAGACCAGGACGGACUCAGAGAGAAGUGAACUAAACACCAGGUCAGCGAUGGCGCUUUAGUCGUUUUUAUUUAUUAAAAAACAGCUGUGUGACGGCAUGUUCGAUGACUCUUUUGAUGGCAAACUUUCAGGUUGUCAGACGCAGUCCGAGAGGGGGAAAGACUCAAGGGCCAGAUUGAGGAGCGAGACCAAGAAAUUGGGGUGCUGAUGAGGAGGCUGGAGGUGUUUUUGUUUGUCAUAUAAAAUUAAAAGCACAAAAUGUCUGUUUUUUCUUUACAUACAGUACAUCCUGCUUUCUGAAUCUCUCUGUAUUGCUAAGACUUCAGGUAGAAAUAGUCCUCAAUAAAUACACAAGUGUUCUUGAAAAAGGAACUUCAUCACCUCAAGGAUGUUGUAGUGAGAAAGGAUUUGGUUUAAGACGGAUCAGUUAACUCAGAGAUAAAGAUUAUAUUGUAGAAAUAGGAAAAGUGCAUUGUUAAAUUUUGUUCUGCUCAUUUUUUACAAUAAGAUAAAAAAGAAAAUGUUCAGUCUCAUCCUUAAAUGCUUUUAAAAAAAAUCAGGUUUCUUUAUUUUCUUCUGGUGACUCUUUAUUGUUGUUGUUGUUGUUUUUCAGGAGCAGAAAGGUAAUGAUGAGUCUGACAUUCAGGCACUGAGAGCUCACACUGAAAUGCUCUGUGACACCCUGCGAGACAUUGCCCAGGUAGAAAAAGAUACUCAUCCACUCUCAAUAUUAUACUUUUUAAAGAUUUACUGUAUAUGCUUCACUUUUGUUUUUCUUUACAGACAGUUUUGUCAGAUGGAGACUCAUCAUCAGAAGCAGACCAGGACAACUACAACUCUGCUCUGCUGUCGUUGAUCCACGGCUCCACCUCCUGCUGUUCCCCCUCUCCUCGCAGGUCCACCUCCCCUUCUCGGUCCUCCUCGUCGGCUUUCAUUUCUGAAGCUGCACUGUCUGCUCUGCACUCUGCAGUCACAAACAAGACUCUGCAGCUGCAGGUGACAUGUCAUUUAUUAUAAACCCUCUGAGACAAAAGAGGAUUAAACAUAAUACAGAAGAAUUCACUCUCUCCUGUGGGCACUGAUUACAUUUACCUGAACCUGUAUUUUUUAAAUGAAGACGACACAUAACACACAAAACUAAAAACUUAGGGUCUGUAGGGUCCUAGCUGAGGGUUACAUGCAUACUGGCAUUGCAAGGUGGGACAUUUACACACCUGUCACAUCUCAUCUGUAAAGUGUGCACACAUGGAAGCGAGAUGGAGAUGGUGUGGUAUCCUCAGAGGUAGCUGCAGAAGCAUAAUGGAGAAGGAUGAGGGCUGUGUGUAACAUUGGAGCUGACAGGGAUUUACAGCGUUGUGCGUAUGUGAAUGUCUGAGUGUGUGUCUAUGUAGCACUGCUGCUGUGUGUCUAUAAACGGUGCGUCUCUGCUUCACUAUAAUGCAUUGUGUAUGGCACACCAAUAUUUGCAUUCUGUAUUAGAGUGGGAAGUAGAAAUACAAAGGCAGAACUUUAUGUUGUGAUUUGGGACAUUACUUUUGUCUAAUUUAUUAGAAAGUUAUCAGGGUUUUUUUUUUUACCAUAAAGUGACUUCACUUCUGUUUGCAGGAUGCCCGUGGCCGUCUGCUCUCCAACCAGUCUUCAAUUCAGCAGCUACGUAAACAGCUUUCAGAGACAGAACUGACUAAAAGAGACAUCGACCAGCGAAACCAAGCUCUGCAGAGAGAAAGGGAUGCAGCUCAGAGAGAGAGGGAGACCAUGCAGAGAGAGAAGGAGCGCAUGAAGCAGGAGAGAGACACACUGGCCAGGUACACACACACACACACACAUUUGUACGACCUUUUAAAUCAGGUUGAGGAAUAUGAAACGGAGAGACUUAAACGUGUUCGUCUUUAUGCAUUGUGAAUAUUUCAGUGAGAAGGUGAGCUUGGAGAAGGCUCUACAGAGCGCUCAGAGCAGCUGUCGAGCCUUACAGAUGGACUGUGAGAAGCAUCAGCUGACUGUGGCGUUCACACAGCGAGAGCGAGACCAUGAGAAGGAAGAGAGGGAGGCGGCCAUUCAAGAGAGAGACCGGGCCAAGGCAGAGACUCAGAGAAUGUAAGUAAUCUGAUUGAAGGUGAUUAACUGAACGUGAUGUGGACAUUAAUCCAUACGGUCCUCUGCAGCAGACAGUAAUUGCACAUGACCUCUUAAACUUACAUGACCUCAGACAUCAGUAAACUGAUCUCUUGUAAACCUGUUAUCUAAAGCAUUGAACCAGAGGUGACACCUUUACACACUCUGCCUUUUUUCCCCCACAUGUCAUAAGUAGGCUCACAGACUUUUGAAGAAGACAGAUUUGGACUUUUUGGGGCUUUUGUUUUAUCACACGAACCCUGAAUGCAGUACUGAGAGUAUAAAAGUAAACGGGGUGGAUAAAAAUUACAAAUGUCCCUUAAAUUUGGUGCUUGUGUGUGUUCAUAAACUCAACAGAUGCUGCACUCACUUUACUUUGCAUCAUCAGGACACUGCAAGGACUCAAACAAGAGUAACCGCUGUGCACAACAUCGAUCUUUAUUAAAAAAGACAGCUGAGCUCUCUCAAUAGUUCCCCUUCAGGAUACAGUGUGUAGAGAAAUUAAUAUUUAUCAAUCAAUCAAUCAGUCUUUAUUUAUAUAACACUUUUCAUACACAACCAUGUAGCGCAAAGUGCUUUACACAGAAAACGCUUAAAGUUAAUGAUAUAGAAUUUAGUUAAAAGCGAGACUAAAAAGGAACGUUUUGAGUCUGGAUUUUAAAAUCAUCAGUAUUUAGUGAUACUGAGCUGUCAGAUUCGACUUUGAAAUGCCCUCUUGCUCACCCCUACUGUUGGUAAUGCGAUGGUGGCCUUCAAGGACAAAAAGCUCCUGUGAUGCAUGAUAAAAAAGAUUUUUUAUGUGCAGGUAAUUUAAACCCACUCAUGAAUAUUAUAGUUCAUACCAAGUCUGUCCCUCUCUGCAGCAGUAAGUACUGGACACUAUACCUCUAAUGUAUUGUUAUAUCACUACAUGUCUUGUUUUAUAGACAGAAGCAGUGGGAUCAGAGUGAGAAUCGUGCAGCUGCACAGCGUGGAGAGCUGUCUGCAGUGAGGGAGACUAACCAGCAGGGGGAGGUGGAGCGGCAGCUGCUGGAAGGAGAGAAAGUCCAACUCUCAGAAGCUCUUUCUAGGGUGAGAAAAAUUCAACUUGAUGAUGCUUAACUUUUCUAUAAAAUGUGUUUGCUAACCUCCCACCCCACCCCCUCAUUCAGGCUGAGAGCAGUAAUUCAGAGCUCUCCCUGCUGCUGAACAAGCUGCAGUCUGAAGAUGCAGCUCUCAGAGACUCUCUGGCCAAGAUGGGAAGCUUGAACGAAGGCUUGGUCCAGGACAAAGCGGACUUAAACGGCUACAUCCGUCAGGUACAAUAUCCCCAGGAGUGUAUUUGACCUCUUAGAGGGUUAAAGUGAGCAAGUGAUCCAGUCUAUGGGAGGAGUCCAACAGUUUACUAUCACACAAAUGUUUUCACCCUCCUCAAGCCACCACUUAGAAGGAAGCUGAAACCUGCUUUUGAUGCACCUUACACUGUGUUUCUCAUCUUUGAGUCAAAAUCUCCUCACAGGAGCUUUAAGGAAUUUUUCAGUGACAAGAAGAUUGUACAAAAAGAAGAAAGAAAGUUUUUACACGAAUAAAGUCAAAACUUUGUGAAUUAAAUUGAAAUUUUGAGAUUAAAGUCAAAAUUAAGAGAUUAAAGUCGAUGAAGAUAAAGACAAAAUUUCAUGAAUUAAGUCGUAAAGUUGAGAUUAAUGAUAAUUAAUCAACUGCAUUGUCACUCGACAACAUGUGCUCUGUAGAAGAGUUUGUAAAGCUUCACUUUAGAAUUGGAUUUAGUAACAAGGACAUUCUUGCUCUUUUAGCGCACAAACACAGUGUGGUCAAAAGUAUUUGGACUCUGAAAAGACUGUGCCGACUGAUCAAGUUGAUUGAUCCUGAAGGCGUGGAGCACAGAUGAGUCCGGUGUCUGAGGCGCAGGCGUUACUGAAGUCGAAGACCCAGCGCACUCUGGCACAUGGAUGGCUAUGACAAAUAUAAGACAUAUGGCAUUUCAUUUAGACUUUUUUAAAUUUUCGACUUUUAUCUCGAAAUUUUGACUUUUAAUCUUGAAAUGGAAAUUUAUCUCCCUCCUUUAAUUAUUUCUUUCACUUCUUGUGGCCCUAAUCCUCUUAAAAAUGCUGUUUUCUGACCUUCUACAAAAACAUAUCAAAACAAAAAUUUGAACUGAAAUAAAAUCAAAACAUAAAACAUUUGUAUCCAAAAAAUUGAUUUAAAUAGAUAUGCAAAUAACAGAAUUAUAAUACGAAAGAUAAAUGUCAAAGACUUACUAAUAUUCGUGAGAGAGAUUUAUAGUUUAUUAAUGAAAGUAACAUGUAAUGGUCACACUGCUGUGAAUGUCUAACUCUUUUAAAUGUCCUCAAGCUGGAGGAAGAGAAGGCGCUUCUGCAACUCCAAAGGCGAGAAGCAGAGCAGGAGAAGCUGACUAUCAGAGAUGAGCUGGUCCGCUUGGAGCAGGAGCGGCUGGAGUUGGACUCGACGCGUAUCUCGCUGCACAGCACACUGCAGGACUCUGAGCAGAGCAGGACCGAGAUGGAAGAGGAGCUGCAGAGUCUCAGGGCUGACAGAAUUAAGAUGCAGGAGCAAGUCACUCAAGUAUGUUAGCAGUUAUAAAACAUCCUCAUUCAAAGCUUGAGUGUGAGCCAAAGUUACUUCACAUUUAUGCUGCAUGUUUGAGCCUCUUGAUUUUUAUUUUACUUGUUUUAAAUCCAAUCAAAGCAUCUGGCCUGUAAAUGACAGUCCUGAUGAAAUGUUAUUUUUUCUCCUUUAGUCAUGAUGUGUCUUUUCACUCAGGUUGUUUUCUUGUUGACAGCUUUGUGGCGAGGUGACUUCUCUAGGAUCGGAGCUGAACUUGGCCCGAGGAGAGGGCCAGCGGAGCGAGGUGGCCUUAGAGGAAGCGGGUCGCAGUCGGGCAGAACUGGCUCGAGACAAAGCAGCGCUGGUGGUCCAGCUAACAGCGUCAGAAAGAGAAAACGCUGUCUUGUCAGAGGAACUGGCUGCUUUCAGGUGUGUGUUGUUGCCUUUUUGGGGAUGUGUUUUUGCUACUUGUGUAAACACGUGUGUGUGUAACUUGUGUUCAUGUUCAUCUGCAGGUCAGAGCGGGAGUCCUUGGAAACCAGUCUGUUUGAAGUGCAGCAGCAGCUUGUUCAGGUAGAGUCCCGUAGAGAGCAGCUGGAAACAGAGAACCAAAACCUUCGAGUCCGCUGUGAGACCUCAGCAGGUCAGUUAAAAAGAAGAUUUUUUUUCCCUUUUUGUGCUUUUUAAAAUUUUUGACUUCUCUUUUAAGUUUUUCUGAAUGUGAAGUGAAGAAACUCUAGAUUCUUUUGUCCUGUAUCUGACUCUAUAAAGAUUCACGAGAUAAAAGGAGGAGUUCAUAAGAGAAAAACAUUAAGAGGUAGAAGAGAGAGUAGAUUCUGUGGAGAGGAAGAUGAGCAGAAGAGAAAAACAUCUGAAGACUUCAUUGAAGAUCAUUAUGGCAAAGACAUUAAAAUGACAUAUUAAGAACUCAAAAAUCUUUUCCUUCUUGUUACUGACUUCCUGGAUGGGAUUUCCAGCUGAACUGCGGCGAGUUCGUUCAGAUGAGGAGAACCUUCUGGCGCUGGCUGAGAGGGAGAAACAAGCGCUGACUCAGAGUCUCAAUGCCGCACAGUUGGAGGCCCAGCAGGCUCUGCGCAAGACCAUCUCUGAACAUCAAGAGGAAGUGGAGAGGCUGGUCUCGGAAAAGGUCUCUAGACUCAGACUUCUUUGCCAUCAAUAUUCAUUUCUCAGAUAAGUCUGUGGCUCUUUUAAUCCGUGUCUGUGAGCUGAGCGGUUUUGUUUCAUCACAGGACACGUUGCAGCGCAGCCUGCUGAUGGAGCAUGAGGCCACUCUGAGAAAGAUCAGGCAUGAGGUGGAGGAGCAGCUUCACAGAGCAGACAGAGAAAGAGAAGAGCUUCAGGAUGAGCUGAGGAAUCUCCAUCAUGACAGAGAUCAGAGUCUGCUGCAGGCUGAGACUGAGAAACAACAGGUUUGUUCAGAGUUCAGGUCCCUGGGAUGGGUGGGAAAUCAACAUACAUGAAGUAUCAGAAACGUCCCCACACGGUACAGUGGCGGUGUCGAUCAGCUCUUAUACAUCAUACUAAAAGGUCUCUUCUCUCCCCACAGGCCCUCUCUUUGAAGGAAGCAGAGAAAACUGUGUUAUCUGACAGAGUGUCAUCCCUGCAGUCUGAGCUCUCAGCUGUAACCAUGGAGACCGAGAGGAUAUCAAGAGAAGCAGCACAUGACAAAGAGCAGGAGCAGGUGAUGGCACUUCCUGUCGAACUUUUAUUGUUCUGUUGGAUUCUCUGCUCUUAGUUUUGACUCAAAUCCAUAAUGAGGAUUCUCUACAACUAAAAAAAGAUUUUCUGAAUUUGACUAUUUUCAGAUCAGGGUUGAUGCUCUGACCGGUGAGUUACAGGAGCUUCGUUCUCAGCUGGAGGAUGCAGCUUCUCUUCAUGAGAGAGAGCUCCAGACUUUGCAGCAGACCUGCACAGAUCUUCAGUCACGCGCUGAUGUCGCUCUGAAAGAGGUAAAUGAUGAGGAACAAACCAGAAGGUGCCACUUAGUACGACAUUUCUAUAAUAGAUAUUUAUUUUUAAGACUAUCUGCUCGUUUUAUUUUCUGUGAAAUAAGUUCAAUAUAUCAUGAGAUACCUACAGGAAAAUCAGGCCGGCAGAGGAGAGAGUAACAAAUAAACAAACAUUCAGUUUGUCUCUGGGUCUGCAGCAACAUUCAUGUGUUUCACUCUUCCUUCUGUUUUAUCAUUUGGAGUUUCUGGACCCAAUCCCAGCUGCGUUUACAUGAGCAAAAUUUCUUGAUCGGAUUAGGAAUUUGAGGGAUCAGAUAAUCUGAAUUCACUGUUUAUAUGAGUGCAGAACCAAAUAAUCUGAUCAUGACGUGCGUAUACAUGCACCAAACUUUAUUCAGAUUAGAAGCAUUUGGACAUGUGCAGAGUUGUUAAAUUUCACUAAAACAACCACAGAAGAAGAAGAGUUGUAUUUACGCCUGUGCUGUGAACAAACCAACAAACGCUGUAGUGGUUCGCUCCACCCAAUUCAGGAGUUUUCCCUCUGUUAAAUGUUGUCACUAGAUGGCGCCCUUGCACACUUAUUUUACUCUUCUGUCAAAGGUUGCUCUGUGCGUGCAGAUGUGACAUCAUUAUGCUGUAUGUACGCCUUGAAAUGAAACCUCCUGUACUGGCCUCAGUAAAUAAACCAAAGGCUAAAGAGUGAAGAUCAAAUCAGGUAGGAUAGUCACGAUUGAAAUAAGUGUUUUCAUGGACGCGUUUCAGAAUAAGGAUCGGCAUAAACCACCCCUCUAGAUCGGAAAGCAAUUUCUUUCCGAUCGAGCCAAAUUGGAUCAGAAUGUUUGAUUGACAUGUUUACAUUUUUACUCCGAUCAGGCCUUGAUUUACGGUGACCAUAUGUCCUCUUUUACCCGAACUUGUCCUCUUUUUGGAGGCUGUCCGGGCUUGUCCAGCUUUGUCUGGGCAAGUUUAUAAAAUCCUUCAAAUGUCCACGGUUUUUUUGAGUCUUUUGUGUCACCUGGACUUACUGAGUUAGAAGCGCAUAAAAGACACUCAAUCCGACUCUCUCACAACUCUCAAAACUAACUUUGUGUGACUCUGUGACUCCGCCCCUGCAUAGUCGUGUCCUCUUUUUGGGAGGUCAGAAUAUGGUCACCCUACUGUAUUCCUAUUAUUUGUGCCGAUGUAAACGCAGCUACUGACCAGGAGACAGGGUCAUAUCUGGACAUAUCACCAGUCUUGUCUGAGCUCGGCACGAUGAACUUUGUGGCCCUCUACAUUUAUCAUCUUACCAUCAUUUACUCACGCCCUCCAGCUGGACCAGUGCCGAGCUUCUCUCUCUGCUAACGAGGAGAGCCGAGACCAGCUGAGGCGAGACGUGUCAGACAUGGAGCGACGUCUAAACCAAGCCCAGGAAGCAAGAGAAAAGCUCCGACGAGAGAGGACGGACCUGCGGCGCAGCGUGGGCGACAUCACCAAAGAGAGAGAGGCUCUCAGCCAAUCAAACAGCCAGCUGAGAGAAAGUCUGCGAAGUGCAGAGUCAGAGAGGAUCAGGUAAACACUUCAACAAAAGGCUGUUUGAUGAAGUUUAAUCAUCAAGAUUCAUGGACUCUGAGUGUUUUUGUGCACAUUCUCAGUUUGAAACGACAGUGUGAGGAGAAGGAGCAGAAACUGGCUGUGCUGGAGGAGAACUUCUCCUCCUCUCAGAAGGAGGCUUUGGAGUUGCGAAGCUGUCUCAGGGAAGUCGAAAGAUCUCGACUGGAAGCUCGACGAGAACUCCAAGAGCUCCGCAGACAGGUCAGACCUGCUGUGUUGAAAUCAUCUGGUUUCUCGUAGUAGUUUCCAGAUUUUUCUUCCUCUAGUGACUCUGCUGUGUGUUUCUUUGGCUGCAGCUGAAGGUUCUGGACGGAGAGAAGGAGCAGAAAGAGAUGGAGGUGGCAGAGCUGAGGGCUCGCCUCACACUGGAGGAGCAGAAAGAGGAGGAGAGAGGGAAGGAUACUUUCUCUCUGAAACAGAAGUUAAAUGAAGCUGAAACAGCUCGAGACUCCCUCAAGAGAGAGGUGAGCUCGGAUAAGAGUGUGAAGAGAUAAAAAGAUUCAUGUGAUUUUUCUGUUUUUAAUUCUUUUUUUUACUUCAGCUUGCAGUGACCGUUAAGCGUCUGGACGAGUCUGAGUCAGGUUGGCGUGGCUGUGAAAAAGAACUGAACGCCCAGCUGCAGGAGGCACGUGGUUGUGAGAAGAAGCUACAGGAUGAGGCGAAGAACCUGGCUCUGCGCACUCAGGCGGCUCAAGACUUCGCCGCUCAGUCCAGCCUGCAGCUGAGCGAGGCUCAGGGUCGUUUAGCCGCCACCGAAGCCGAGCUGACCCGGUCUGAGGCGGGGAAGAGGGACCUUGAAUUUCGCCUGAGCAGCAUUCAGUCCGCCCUGACACGAACGCUGGGCAUCGGAGCAGGAGGGAGAGGAGGCAGAGGGAGGAGCCCAGGAGGGAGCUCACAAUCUGCUGGCACAAUGUCACGCCACCAGAGCAUCUCACCGCUGCGCUCCUCACUGUCGCCCCCUAAAGGUAAAGGAGAAAUACUCAUCUUUACGUUUACAUCACAGGAUUUAGACGUUUUCUACAGCUGUGGGACCUAAAACCAGAGACUGUAUAUAGAAUAGACGCCGUCUGCCUCCUCACUGGGUGAAGCCACUCUGAGAACAGCACCCUCUAGUGACGGGCUGCAGUAUAGGUCAUAAAUCCCGCCUCCUCCAGCAAUCCCUAGGGAGCUGUGGACAAACUUUAUAAAUGAAUGACACAGAAUAUAAAUGUUUCUCCCCCCUGCUUGUGAUGUUGACAUGUAGUUACUGUCAGACUGGUUUGUGCUCAAGUCCUCUUUUUUCUGUACAGCUCCAGUUUUAAAAGUUAUUAUGGGUUCAUGUUUUCUAUGAUUGACACCUGAUACAGCCUAUGGGCGUAUGAAGAUUGCGUAGCUCACCCGGGGGAUACGCUGUUUGAGCCGAGCGUCAUCACAGCGACUCUCCCGCCGUAAGCGUACAACGCUACUGCGUAAUGUUGGUUUCAGAAGUGGGGAAAAAAAACAGAGAAUUACCGAGAGCUUUUCAGCUUCAAAUCCGUAUACUGGCAGGAGGCGGAACCAAGUUGGUCCCUAGUUUAUACAGUCUGUGUCUAAAACACAGAAGAACUCAUGAUUCAGGAUCUUUUAUUAAAACUGAGAUCAGUCACAUGUUUUGCUUUGUUCUUUUUAGGCUCAUGAAAUUAUAUUGAAGGUUAAAUGAAUGAGCAAAGUUAUUAGCAAAGCAGACAUGCAAAACACCAAUAACUGCAAAUCUGAAGAAAACUGUGUUCAUAUGUUGAACUUCAUUAAAAUAAUUUCUUCUUCUCUCUUUUGAAAUAUUUGCUCUUGGUGUCUGAAACCUUUUCUUCUUCAUUUCUACAGAAAUAAGAAUGAGCACUCCUGACAUCACUUUAGGCUCAGUGUCUCCAGACAGAGGGGACACACCACUUCCUCUCUCCCAGUCUGAGCUGGACCCCGACGCUCUGCGGGGUGACCUGAGAGACUUCCUGCAGGAGCUGCGUGAGGCACAGAGGGAUCGGGUAAAAGAAAACACAAAGUACAUCUUCAUUUAAGUCCGAGGGUAUGUUGUGUAUAUACGCUCUAAGUCUUCUGUUAUUGCUCAUUACGAAGGAUGAUGCUCGACGGCAGAUGGGAGUCCUGCAGAGAGAGCUGGAGGAGCUGACGGAGGAACGAGACUCAGCUCAGAGUCGGCUCAGUCUGCUCCAGAACACCUUGCAGGAAAACCAAGAAGGUACUGUAUGUUGAAGUGAAAUUUCUGUAUCGUAUCGCAACGACAAAAAUGUAAAAGAAGUUUUUACUGUUUGUGGCUGAAGGGAAGCGAGGGCUGGACGAGCGCCUGAACACCACUCAGAUUUUGCUCCAGCAGCAGGAGGAGGCGGUGAGGAGAGGAGACAGAGAGAGGAGGACCCUCAUCGACAGGGUGAAGGAUUUAGAGCGAGCUCUGCAGACCGCUGAGAUGGACAGAAAACACACACAGGUACACACACAGUUUUAUACUGGUACACUGACAUACACACACACCAUGUGUUUGUGUCGUGACUUUCACAGCAGUGAUCACUGAUCUGCCACGAUCACCAUAUGGCAGCACUGAGGAACAAAGCAAUAUCUGGAGUCCUGAGCUGUCAGCGGGUGUAAUAACAACGACGGUCACAGAGUGUUACAUCUCCUGUGGCGUCUCAUAUCAGCCCUCCAUAUGUCUGUUUUAUGAUGUAAAUAACGAACCUUCUGGACAACAGGAGUGGAAACAAGUCAGAUUUGAGUCUUGAUGCAGCUGUAGGUCACCUGUGUUGGACUGCAUUCCUUCACUGUGAUCCGGGUCUGAAUGAGGUUCUCUUCGUCUUCCCUUCGUCUCUGCAGGAGCAGUUGAAUAAGCAGCGUGCUGCUGAGAUGCGCCUGGAGGCGGAGAAGAAACGUCUGCGGGAGGCUCUGGAGGCAGCUGAAGCUCGGGCCACCAGGGUGGAGCUGGGGAGGCGCAGUCUGGAGGGGGAGCUGCAGAGACUCAAACUGAGUCUUGGAGACCGUGAGGCUGAGAGCCAGACCUCCCAGGAGCGCCAUGAGUCUCUGUUGAAAAAGGUACAGCAGGGCCCAGAGUCAGCUGGAAACUAACAGUAAACGAAAACAUGAUUUUCAUAUGUGAAAAAUGAAGCUGGUUGUUUUAUAAUUACAUAUUUUUAGGGUUUAUGGAUUAUGGUUUAUUAACCAAGUAUGUGAAGGGAAUUUUCUUUAAUAGCAAACAUAUUUUUAUUUGGAUUAAUUAUAUGUUUGUGUCUAUCCUUUAUGUGAAGGACAAAUAAACACAUUUUAACAGGUUAUGUUUCUAGAACUGAUGGCAUUUUAUUCAGAUGUUGGUAAUAAAUUUAUUCAAAAUAGCACAAAGAUAGGGUGACCAUAUUCUGACUUCCCAAAAAGAGGACACGACUAUGUGGGGCGGAGUCAGGGAGUCACGCAAAGUUGAUUUUUGAGAGUUUUUCUGGUUUGAUCAAGUGUCUUUUACUCGCUUCUAACUCAGUAAGUCCAUGUGACACAAACUCAAAACUUCUGUACGAAACCGAGGAAAUUUGAAGUAUUUUAUAAACUUCCCCGGACAGCCCCCAAAAAAGAGGACAUGUCCGGGUAAAAGAGGACGAAUGGUCACCCUAACAAAGAUCACAUUUGUGGGAAUAAUGAAAGAAGAAACGGUAAUAAAACAGCAGUUCAUGAGUGUCUGUAAAGAGUAUGGGAAAGCGUUGGCUCGGCCAACAUGGAGGCAAAAAGGUGAGCAGACAUUACCAUACGUAGCUUUAUCUCAGUCCCCUUCAAUGAGCACCAAAGAAACUGUGGAAAUAAAUAUGUUUUCAGAUUGGAUCAGUUCAGACAGAGACACAGAGUUCAUGUGCACAUGGCCUCCUGUAUAAAUGAAUUCUUUAUAACCUGGGUCAUGAAGAAAAUACCCUCUUUAUUGUCUCACACAUCACUUUGAUUUGGAUUACCUGCAGGUGUCAGAAGGAGAGGCCCGUGUGUCUCUGCUUCAGAGAGAGGUGGAUAGGUUGAGUCAGGCUCUGCUCAAAGCUCAGGAAGGUGAGAAUCUGCUCAAAGAAAAGACCACAUCCCUGAAAAAGAGCCUCCAGGAGGCCGUGUCUGCACAGAGCUGCACACAGAGUCGUCUGGCUGCUCUGCAGAAGACGCUGAGUGUGGCUGAACAGGACAAACGGCUUCUGCAGGUGAGUCUGAAGGAGAAAAAGACUGAUGCUGAAUAUUAAAUAAUAAUAUUAAACAGACAGUGAUGUAAGUGUUAUUAUUUAUCUAUAAACCAUAAGGAAAAAGCAGAAGAAGCCCGGUCCUCUUUUACGGAGGGGAAGAGGAGCAUCGCUGCCCUCACUGAGCACGUGCAGAGUUUGCAGAGUGAGUUGAGCCAGAGCGAGCUGAGACGAGAGGAACUAGAGACUGAGCUCAACGGCUGUCAGGAGGUGAGGGUCAUCGAUAUCUACACAGCUGGUCCGACUUGUACCUGCUCUAAGGUCUCUCUCAUUUGUCUAUAUUAGCAUCUAUAGUAAUGUCACUGUUAGUCAUUUCUGCCUCCUCGCUGUCAGGCUCUGCGUCAGCGCUCAACCAGCCUGACGGAGGCUCAGCGCAGCGCUCAGUCAGCUCAGACAGAGAGGGCCACCGUGGAGGAGAGACUGCGGGGGCUUCAACGAGCUGUUGCCAUGCUGGAGGCCGAGAAGAAAGAUGCCGAGAGACAGGCUGUGAGGCUGGAGAAGGACAAGAACGCCCUGAGGAACACACUGGACAAGGUCAGCGCUGUGAUGCAAAACCUGCAACACGCAGUUAUUUCUUUACAUCGAGCCAUCAGUGAAUUCAAAAGUUCAGAUGUGUUUGUGGGGGGAGCCCUGACGAGUCGAUCACCGACUGCAGCGGGGUUUCACAGCUCGAGGAAGAACAUUUAUGAUUGUUACUUCACGGAAAUACAAUCAGACCGAGACGCUAAGGCAGAAGAACUACCGUGUCUGCAGUGCAAAAUUAUUAUGAUGAUUAUUAUUAUGAUUAUUAUUACUUAGGGGAAAUGAUCCGCUGCACUCAGUGAUCGACUCGUCAGGCUUACUUUGGCUUCAUCAUCAGGCUUCAUCAUCAGGCUUCAUCCCGCAGAAAGUAGUUAAAAUAUUUCUGUUCUGACCAAAGUGGUGUGACAGUGGUUACAGGCCAACAUUACCAGCAAUUCAGUUAAUUUGAAACCAUAAAAUUUACCAAAAAGUUUUUAGAGACUCUUUAUUUUCCACCAAAUCCUUUUAGAAGCCAUUAUCAGUAAAACCUUUAAUUACAGGAAAACACUCUUCAUUUAUGAUUCCAAAGAUUUCUGACAUACUUUUUAUGUCAUUUUAAAACAUCACAUACAAAAUGUAGAUCCAGUGUGCUUCAUAAAUGCCUCUGUCUGUAGGUUGAACGUCAGAAGUUGAAGACUGAGGAGGGCAGCAUGCGGCUGUCUGCAGAGAAAAGCCGCCUGGAUCGCUCCUUGAACUCCACAGAGCAGGAGCUGCAGGAAGCACAGCAGCAGAUUCUGAUGCUGCAGGUGAGUAAGCAGCUGGAGCUGACGCACACCGACGCACACCAACGCACACCAACGCACACCAACACAAUUUUUUCAGGCGAAACAGAAAAAAUCGACAUGCUGCUGUGAGAAGGGUCAAUGCCAGCAACACUGAGGGUUUAAAAAGAUCCAGCUAACACAGUAAUAGCUGUAAAGUUUGUUAUUUCAGCUCAGUCUCCACCUUCAACCGCUGAAAUGGUGCAUAUUAUGAUAAGGGACAUACAUCAUAUGGACUGUGGGUUGUGUUAUAAUGCAAAAGAAAAAAAACAACGAAAGCUAAAAAAGACACACACCUUUUUGCUUCUGUGGUUUUCUGAUUUAGCUCCUAAAAAUUGAAUAAAGUAAAGACUGGUCUAAAAUCAAACUGCUACAGGUCUAAAAAUGAACGUUUUUUAGACGUCUAAAUUUAGACCAAGUUUAGACUAAGUCUAAAUCUGGGCUAUAUCUAUACUACACUGUCUAUUGGUCAACAGUUAUCAUAAUUAUUUUGGUUUAUGCAACUCACGGUUGCUUUUUGAAAUAAAUAGUUAUCGAAUUAUGAGUUAAAGUGCAACGUCUAAAUUCUGUCUAAGAAUAUACAGAAUCUAGACGGUUGAAAUUAGGUCUAAAAAAUAACUAGACGUCUAACAGCCGUCUAUUUCUCAGUGGGAGCAGAGGACACAGACGUAAAGGUGAAGGUCAGUAAGGUCAAGUUGUCACUUUGUUGUGAUAAAACUGACCCUGUCUGCAGCGGCUCAUCUUCUUUCUUGCACUUCAGCUCUCUGGGUUGUUCCUCAAUGCAGCGGCUGAGCUGACCGGCAUUCCUUGGGGGUAAUCUAACUAUUUGAUGAGCAGGCUGACCUUAAACAACCCCACUUGAAAAAAUUCAGCUAUCCCUUUAAAGCCUUAUUGGGAACCUUACUGUAAUAUUUUAAAGUUGAAGGUUCUUAAAUACUUAAGGGAUAGCAAGACUGGAGUUUGUUACUUGAAAUAAAAACACAAAUUUUCUUUUGACACUUCAUCUCAUCCAAGUAAGACUGAUUAUAAAUGACACCACCGGGCCAAAAAUUUGAUCAAAAACCACUUACAUAUUUUUGGGAAGGCUUCGUUUUAUGAUCCUCAUAACUGUGUUUUUUUUAUAUAAACCACAGAGAUGCUGUAAACAACAGGCCAUACACAAAACUACAGUGAGUUUCAUAAGAUCUCUGAAAGGGUCGUAAAAGUUGUUUAUUUCAGACAUCUUUAGACCACCCACUGUUCAUUUCUUUGGGAAAAAAAUAAACUCCUAAGGCUCCAGAAGUGAUCUUCAACUUGGCUAAAAGUCCAACUGCUUUAAACAUUUUCAACUACGUCUCCAGAAUGUGACCCAGAAACAGGAACCCAUGGGUAUGACGGAGGUUUCUUCUCCAGGGGCUGUUGACCUUUUGUUAGAUGACCUUCUCCAGACCCAUAAAAAGUGCAGCUGUUAGUUGUCUCAUCAACGUAAAAACAACAGCUUUGUGAUGUUUACUCAUCUGUAGACGUUGAGACAAAUGGCCUGUUGGUUAAAUGUGUAAAAGUGGGACUUGGCAUCAUGUCAGUUUUUUGUGUUUGUUGAAGCUUCGAUUUUCGUUGGUGUUUCAGAUCUGGAAACGUUCCCACACAGCAGCUCAAUUAUUUAUCAUUGUUCACUCAGAUGUACAUGUUUUUAGUACGAGCGCUGCAUUUCUUUAAAGUUCUCAGAUGAUAUUUUUCUGUUAUUGAAGUCAACCUGCUGUCCCUCUAAAGUCUUUACUGAUAAGCUUCAAACCAACACCAACAUGUCUGUUCAUUCAUCAGCUGUGAGUCUCUUCAGCUUUUUGACUUUUGGACGGACUCUCUAAACAGGAUGGUCUCAUUCACUGGUGUGUAUGUUUGCUGAGCAGACUCAGCUGGCUGAGAUGGAGCAGUCUCACAGUCUCUGUGAGAGUCUGGUGAAGCAGCGUGACGAGGCCCAGCGGGAGUCGGAGAGACUGAAGAACAGCUACAGGGACAUAGAGCGGACACUGGGCUCCAGAGAGCGUGCUCACCGACACAGAGUCAAAGGCCUGGAGGAGCAGGUACAAACACAUAUAAUGGAGCUGAAAACGUUCAGAAAUGUGCAACAAAUGUGCUGGUCUGAGCUGUAACUGAAAAAUAUUGAAAUAUUUGGAACAGCAGAAUCAACGACCUUUAUAGUUUGAAGAGGAGAUUUCUCUACUGUUAAUAGUGUUAAAAUCAAAGAUUGAUGGAUCGGCCUCAAUCACAGAUAACAAAAACUUGCAUCCUUCAAGGCUACUGUGAGGAGUUUUUUAGCUGCCAUUAGAGUGGACUGAAACUAUCUCUGAUGUCUUUUGAUUGCACAGGAAAGCAAAAAACACCAUCAAGUUCAAGACUGAUUAUUUCUAUGCAGCUUUUUUACGUCUCUCUACACAGGUGACUGAUGAAGCUUUUCAUAGCAUCCUUUAUCCCUUUUUUUUAUCAUAGUGAGUGAUUCUGAGGAGGAUUAGGGCCACAAAUUAAAGGUUAGAUUUUUUCUCUACAGAAUUCAGAGAUUAAAAUCAGAUCUGAUUUAAAGGGAUAUUCCGGCGUAAAAUUAAGUUAGGGUCAAACACACCUAACACCAAGUUAGACACCUCCUCGAAAGAUGAAUGUUGCCGACCGCUUGCUUCUUUAGUUAUACCAACUUUAGUAACGACCGCACGAUAGCAACACAGAGAGACACGCCCUCAACCAAAACAUCACUCCACAAAUAAUGCUCAGAACAGCACCUAACUUCAUCAACAGGACAUAUAGGGUCACAGACAUAAUACUAGACACCAAACAUCUUUUUUACUUGGCCUGAUUUCUUUAGCAAAGAGACUAAACACAACUCACCUACUCUCUUCCAGCAGCCGCUUACAACACUUAGAAAAAAGUCAGAAAAAUCUGACCUUUUCUGUUUUUGUAUCAUUCAUUCAUCAUUCUGUCGGAAUGAUGAUUGACCAAUAAACACUUCUGUUAGAGACUCUUCCUAGGACAAGAUCAUCAAUGAGAUCAGAUGUACUUACAUGACCCUGAUUGGCACCAACAUCAACAUUGACCAAAAUUCCUGAUAGGAGCUUUAAAGUCAGUGCACUGAUUGAGCGAGCCAUAUUUAACCAAUUAACUUCAAUUUUUGUUUUAGAUCUGAGUUAAUGUGACUAAGUCAAACUGCCUGAUCUAAACUGGAUCAAACAGUUAUAAGUCGACCUUGAGUGCCUUGAAGGGCGCCCUAACAAAUAAAAUGUAUGAUUAUAACCCACAGAUAAUUCUCUUUUUACACCUACAGAGUCGAUUUUAGUUGACGCUUUGCUUUGGUCUCCUCCAUGCAUGAGUACAGGUGUCCACCCUGAAGGAGCAGCUGCAGCAAGAAAUCAAACGAAGACAUCCUUCUCUUCCAUCCACCUUGUUGACGACAGGAGACUGAGAAGAAGCUCACAACCAGAAACACCAGCACUCAGUGCAUGUCUAACCCAGGGGAGCACCUCUUCUGAAUGUUUGAAAGCAAUAUUUACUUAUAGAGAACAUUCCUAACAACGUUUAUACCCUAACUCUGCUGUUAUUUUAAAUGGACCAGUCUUUUUAAAAGUGUUUAAUCGAUGUUUUAUACGAAUAGAAGAUCGCUGACAUGGCAAAAGGAGCAGAUUGAUGUGAUCCAGCAGCUGUGCCGAAAACACCAGCAGCUUUUUGAUUAUGGCAGCCAGCUGUACUCGAUCCUUACUCAACAUCUUCUCAGACAUCCUUGAGAAACUUAAAUCACAGCGAGAUUCCCUUUGCAGACAAAACCUGAAGGGAGUAGAGGAACAAAAAUCUGCCUGUAGUGCAGUUUGGCAUUGGAAGGACGGAAGGUCUCCUCUGUUCGUUGGUGCUAGAAAACUCUAGACUGAGUCUAAUGAAGGAGCUGCACUGUGUCCUGUCCCUGAAACAGAUUUGACUAAUUAUGUGACACGUUAGCACUGAAGUCUGAUGGUACAUGCAGAGUCUUUUGAAAGCCACUGUUAGUUUUUUAGGUUUCUAUAAUUUUUACUUGUGAUAUAAACUGACAGACUGAUGAUUAAUAACAGUGAUAUGUCUUGUACGAACAAAACACAUGGAAGCCACAUGUCCGGAGGAGAUUAAACUCGUGCGCACCAUAA
Xyrichtys novacula (pearly razorfish) is the source of this 25708-nucleotide messenger RNA. The record is from the annotation of a GenBank genome assembly. NCBI's taxonomy places the organism in Eukaryota, Metazoa, Chordata, Actinopteri, Labriformes, Labridae.